This is a messenger RNA of Nilaparvata lugens (brown planthopper), 2626 nucleotides long. RefSeq lists its product as uncharacterized. Gene Ontology annotation, molecular function: zinc ion binding; nucleic acid binding. Lineage: Eukaryota; Metazoa; Arthropoda; Insecta; Hemiptera; Delphacidae. The coding region runs from base 95 to 1339 and encodes 414 amino acids. The transcript has 2 exons. The record is from RefSeq and is a predicted model, not a curated record.
CAAUUUCUAUUCUCUAUUUCACAAUUUCUAUUCAACAACAAAUGCAUAAUCUUCAAAUCUUUUCUGGAAACGAAAACUGAAAAUUCGCGUUACGAUGGACAAAUUUUUGAAACCAGACAAGUUUGAUGGUGAUCCGAAUUCUCCAACAGCUCUACAAGAAUGGAACUUCUGGCUAAAGACUUUUGAGAAUUUCAUCGCAUCUUUUGACGAAGAAGACAUCGAUGAUGAAAGUAAGUUGCGGUUGCUUACCAACUUUCUAUCUCAUUCUGUUUAUCAAACAAUUGCCGACAAAAAUUCAUAUACUUCGGCUAUUGACGCACUAAAAUCUGCAUAUGUAAAACCAAUAAAUGAAAUAUUCGCUAGACAUAAAUUGGCAACUAGAAAACAGUCUUCAGAUGAGACAAUUGACCAAUAUAACCAAGCUUUACAACAACUGAGUAAGAAUUGUGGGUUUGCAGAUGUUGAUUCUGAAACUCAUAGGAAAACAUACAUUCGUGAUUCAUUUAUCCGGGGCCUCAGCUCUCAUCAGAUAAGACUGAGACUUUUGGAGUUUGACAAGCUAACUCUUGAUGAAGCUAUUGAAAAAGCACGUGCCUUGGAAUCUGCCAGAAAUCAAUCAGCUUCUUACUCUUCUGAAAUAACUCUUAAUGCCACUUCAAAUAAUUCUUCAGAAAAUUCAUGUAAAGAAACAAAUUUGUCAGCUGUAAAAACUGGAAGCUCAAGUUUUCAAAAAUGUUAUUUUUGUGGUCGUCAGCGACAUAAAACACGUCAGCAGUGCCCUGCACUAAAUGACUCAUGCGAAAAAUGCCAGAAAAUAGGUCAUUGGAAAAAUGUCUGCAAAUCUACUAAAACUUCUUCAUCUUCGGCGCUUAUUGCAGCCUCUACUGUUCUUGAAAAUGCUACAGUACAAGCUCAGGUAAACAACAUUCCUACUUCUGCUUUGAUAGAUACAGGAAGCUCUGAGACAUUUAUUUCACACUGUUUUGCUAAAAAAUGUGGACUUGAAAUGUACCCUACAACUGGUGCAGUGUCCAUGGCUUCAACAUCACUAAGAAAGAACAUUUUCUUUUAUUGUGUAGCUCAUUUAGAAUUUUCAGGUCAACAUUACCCCAAAACAAAAUUCAGUGUAUUGCCUGAUUUGUGUGCUAAUGUUAUUGUAGGACAUGACUUACUUAAUCAACACUCUGAACUUAGAGUUUUAUUUGGAGGAACUAAACCCCCAUUGACUAUCAAUUAUCUGGCUCCAGCAAAGAUAGAACCUCCACCACUUUUUGAGUUUUUAACUAAAGACAUUAAACCUAUAAUUACUAAAUCCCGAAAGCAUUCUCUUGAAGACUAGUUUCAUGGAGAAAGAAAUUGAGAAACUGCUAGCUGAUGGAAUUAUUGAAGAAAGCAGGUCUCCCUGGAGAGCUCAAGCAUUUGUAGUGAAGAACGAAAAUCAUAAAAAGCGAAUGGUAAUAGACUAUUCUCAAACUAUUAACCGAUACACACAUCUUGACGCAUAUCCCCUCCCUAGUCUUGAAGAUAUUGUUUCUAAGGUCUCAAAAAACUCUGUAUUCACCACUAUUGACUUGAAAAGCGCUUACCACCAGGUACCCCUACGAGAAAAAGAUCGACCUUUCACUGCAUUUGAGGCAUGUGGCCGUUUGUAUCAAUUUCGAAGGCUUGCUUUUGGUCUGACAGAUGGUGUACCCACUUUUCAGCGAGUCAUUGAUAAUGUUAUUAAUAAUGAAAAACUUGAAAAAACGUAUGCAUACCUGGAUGAUGUGACAAUAUGUGGUAAGAAUCAGAAGGAACAUGAUUUGAAUCUCAAAAAAUUCUUAGAUGCAGUACAAAAAUAUAAUUUUACAAUCAAUACAGAAAAAAGCAAAUAUUCACUUACUUCAAUAAGCUUGCUUGGCUAUAAAAUUGAAAAUGGGACAAUUUCUCCUGACCCUGAACGUCUGAAACCAUUGCUCAAUCUUCCACCCCCAGAUAAUAGAAAGGCUCUUGAGCGAACAAUUGGAAUGUUUGCACACUAUUCCAAAUGGAUAUCCAAUUAUUCAGAUAAAGCUAAACGGCUUCUUACAGCAAAGACCUUUCCUUUGACUUCUGAAGCUAUAGCUGACUUCAAUCAACUCAAAACUGAGAUUUCUAAGGCAGUAGUUAGUACAAUUGACGACUUUGAACCUUUUGUGGUUGAAACAGAUGCAUCUGAUUUUUCAAUUUCAGCUGUCCUAUCACAGUGUGGACGUCCAGUAGCAUUCUUUUCUCAGAAGCUGAAUGAUAGUGAGCGUAAACAUUCAUCCAUUGAAAAAGAGGCUUUUGCUAUUGUGUGUGCUCUUAAAAAGUGGAGACAUUUCUUACUUGGAAGAUUCUUCAAAAUUAUCACUGACCAGCGCUCUGUAUCAUUCAUGUUUGAUAUGACUCAUCAAAAUAAAAUAAAAAAUGAAAAAAUACAACGAUGGCGAUUGGAGAUGUCAUGCUACAAUUACGAAAUAAUUUACAGACCAGGAAAGGACAACCAAGUAGCAGAUGCACUUUCCAGAGUGUGUAAUGCAACUCAAACCGAUAAAUUACACUCCCUACACUGUGACUUGUGUCACCCUGGAGUGACCAGAAUGAUUCAUUGGGUAAGAACUCAUAA